AUUUUCGACCAUCUACCCUUCCAGCAGCAGCAUGACGGCCGUCGCUCCUUCGGGCUUUGCCUUCACCUCGAGCCACGUCGAGUCGCAGAUCGACCUCUCGCUCGAUGAGCUCAUCAAGCAGCGCCAGGUCGCGGCCAAGGAGGCCAAGGCCAAAGACGCAUCGCCGACCAAGAAGAAGCAGGACAAGAAGCAGGUCAAGGCGACCGAGCCGCAAGUGAAGAAGACGAGCGCCCGCAAGAAGCGCAACAAGAAGGGCAAGAAGGCAGCGGGCGAUGAAAUCGUCACGAUCCAAGUGCCCAAGGCGGUGGCCGAGAAGCUGGCCAAGGAAGCGGCCACGGCGCAGGCGCCGGAAGGCGGCGCGGCCAAGAAGAAGCGCAACCGCAAGAAGGGCAAGAACGCGGACGCACAGAGCGGCGACAAUGCCCCGAAGGUCCAGCCCAAGCAGAACAACAACAACCAGGCCAAGAACACCAACAACAACAAUGGCAAGAAGCAGGGCAAGAAGCAGAACGCCGGUCAGCAACAAAAGGGCGGCAACAUCUCGCCCACCAACUCGGCCUCCAAGGUCAACACUAGCACCCGGAACGUCCUCUUCAACAUCACGAUGAACAAGAACCAAAACCCGGCCAAGAAGGGCAAGAAGUCGGAUGGCGGCGCGGUGAAGCGACUGCUGGGCGACCACCUCUCGGCGCUCACGCUCAACGACACCAAGCAAAAGAAGAGCACCAAGAACGGCAAGAAGAAGGCCAACAACGCCAACAGCAACAUGAGCAAGACCACCAACAACCAGGGCCAGCGGAAUGGCAAGAAGCAAACCAAGUUUGUGACCAAGAAGCGCCAGUCGCGCAAGGCAUGAGCGCGCCAUUUUUGUACUACCACUUGAUAAUAUAUUGCCACACUCGCUACCACGACUACGGCUGUCCCUCGGAGGCGGCGAGAAAGCUCAAGUCGGU
Molecule: messenger RNA, 953 nt
Organism: Saprolegnia diclina VS20
Lineage: Eukaryota; Oomycota; Saprolegniomycetes; Saprolegniales; Saprolegniaceae
Exons: 3
Coding region: 32-856 (274 amino acids)
Source: RefSeq, a predicted model, not a curated record